This is a messenger RNA of Branchiostoma belcheri (Belcher's lancelet), 324 nucleotides long. RefSeq names its product contactin-associated protein-like 4. The record is from RefSeq and is a predicted model, not a curated record. NCBI's taxonomy places the organism in Eukaryota, Metazoa, Chordata, Leptocardii, Amphioxiformes, Branchiostomatidae. The transcript has 3 exons. Bases 37 to 324 code for a protein of 95 amino acids.
UUGAGGGACAAACAGUAUCAAUGCUAUGGAUCAACGAUGUGGGUCACGAGUGGCACAGCAUAUGCCUGGUGGAUGACUUGGGACGGUCGCCAGGCUGACUACUGGGGAGGUGCCAGUCCUGGGAGUGGGAAAUGUGCAUGUGGUGAAACAGGCGCAUGCUCUGGUAGGUGUUACUGCGACAUCAAUGAUAACAUAUGGCGUGUGGAUUCUGGGUACCUGACCCACAAGAAUGACCUGCCGGUCACCCAGCUCAGGUUUGGGGAUACUGGGAGUGGUCACGAACAAGGCUACCACACCCUGGGGAAACUUAUCUGCUAUCCCUGA